Messenger RNA from Musa acuminata AAA Group (dessert banana), 2888 nucleotides. RefSeq lists its product as uncharacterized. The record is from RefSeq and is a predicted model, not a curated record. NCBI's taxonomy places the organism in Eukaryota, Viridiplantae, Streptophyta, Magnoliopsida, Zingiberales, Musaceae. The transcript is spliced from 6 exons. The coding region runs from base 106 to 1113 and encodes 335 amino acids.
CUGACUUCAUUUCCAAGCUUGGUCUCUGAUAAAAGUCCAUGUGAAUCUCUGCGUUCUGCUUAUCCCAAGUUCAAUCUCCAAACGAGCCCCAACAAUCACGCUUGCAUGGACAUUCCGUUCAAAAAGAGGAGGGUGAGUUUUUCUGAUUUAGGAGAAGACCAGGACGACAGCAACAACACAAAGGAAGGAAGGAUAGCUCCACAAAAAACUGUAUCUUUCAAAGAAGAAAGGAAGAAGACAAACUACUGGCCCCAGAGGCAGUUUUCCAGCCCAAUUAGUGAUGUCAAUGAUGUGAGCGACAUGGAGUUCGCAAUUGCAGUUGCAGCAGCUGCAUAUGCUAUUACUUCAAUGGAAGAAGAAUCGAUAAACCAGAACAAGACAAUUGAACAAUUGAUGCAUCCUACAGCCAAGACAAAAAGCAAAAGAGAAGAUAGCAUAGACAAGACACCUGAUUAUAUCAGACUAAUCAGAUGGUUUACUGGUAAAGAGGCAAGAGAAGAUGAAAGAGAAUCAGGUAAUUCUUCAGUCAAAAAGCCAGUAACACUGCCAGGAAAGUUGCUGGAAGAACCUGGUGCUGAUCACACGAUAUCAGGAAAAGCAAAGGAAACCAAUCUAACCAUCAAAAGGACACCAACUUUUUCUGAUGAGUAUCUAAAUGAAACAGGAAGUAGUAGCUCAGUACAUGGACAAAACCAGAAGGGCCAACAAGCAUCAUCCGUGAUCAAACCGACAUCGUUUUCUAGCAAAGAAAAUGAAGCCAAGAGAAUAACUAACACCACUAAUGUGGAAACAGAAGUAGAUGUAUGGGAGAGAGAAAAGAUGGACAAAAUAAGAGAAAGGUAUGAAAAGGAGAUAUCUAAGACUUUGGAAUGGGAGAAUGCCAAGAAGCUGAAAGCCAAACGCCAACUGGAGCACAAAGAGAUGGAUCUCAAACUGAAACAUUCAAGAGCAUUACGAGAAUAUCAUAAUGAGGUAUCAAGGAUUAACAAAACUGCCGGUGGAAAAAGAGCCCUUGCAGAAGAAAGGAAAAAAAACAAUGAAUUGAAGACAAAGGAGAAGGCACAUAAGAGACACUAUAACAGGGAAAGUUCUUUAUGCAUGUUCUGCUUCUGAAACAUCACCAGAAGAGUAGAAAGAGCACUUGAAUAUAACACUCCGUCCAUAUAAUAUAAAGACAAUUUGCUUGUGGGUCUUGUUUCACUCCUUGUAUGAAAAUUCACUUGUGCAAAGCAAUGAAUGACUCAUCUAUCAUGGUGUAAUUUCUUUUUUCUAAACUAAAAAAGAUCAAUUAACCAGAGUGAAAAGCUUACAAAAUUGCCUCUCAAGAUCAGAGGAGGACAGAAUGCAAAACUCAGGAUAAGAUCUUGCAAAAUUUGCCACUCAAUUGGCAAGACCAUCGACUUCUCCAUACACAUGUUGGAAUCUAAUAGACUCAACAGAUGGAAUGUCUUUGAAAAUGUUCAAAAUUCUCCAAGGAGGGUUGUUAUGCAUCAGAACAUGAACAUAUUGAGAGCAUCGCAAUCCAAUUGCAAAUAUUUGAAACCCUCCUUCACAGCAAACUGCAUCAUGGUGUAAAUUUGUAUACAGUCUAUACUACACCCAUAAAGAAUCACAAUCAACAAAUGUAACCAAGAAGAACUUCAAACAUCCAAGAAAAAUAGAGAUUGUCUAUGCCAAGGAUUCAUCAGUAUCAUUCUGGUAUCAGUUUAGGAGACAUAUUGCGCCUUGCAGAACAAGUAUAGAACCUACAUAUACUGCCUGGUAUUGUUAAAUAUAAAAAACUCAAACAAAGUAUAAUCUAAAUCAAACUUUAGAUAUAUGUUUCGAUACCAAUAAUUGGUCUGAUUGGUAGAUACCAGUCUAACCAGUUUUUAUAUCCUUGGUUUAUGCAACCUAACAGACUAAACCAGUAUUUAACCUCAAAUGCAUUCAAUGAUGUUCAGGUUGAAUGUAGAACCAAUGCACAUGGAGAACAGUUCAAUGUGGCUGCCACAGUGAUUAAAUGGCUAGAACCAUUAGCUCUAAAUAUAAGUUAAACAUUAACGAAACUUUUACCAUUGUAUUGAUCAUGCUUGCACAGCCCAAGACAACUCCCUAUACAUGCUCUGUCAGUUAAGAAGACAAACGAAUGUGACACCUUAUGUACCAUCUGAGAUCCCAUUGCACUAAUAUUUAAACAAAUCAUUUGACUCUUAGAUAGCUUUUUCGUUUCUUUUGAAGGAAUUCUAUUACUUAAAACCUCAGGAACAGUGUAACUAUAUGGUUAAUUUGAUGAUUGUUGGCAGAACAGCUUCCUUCUUAUAUUACUCAUGCAUGCUAGUCCCUCUCCCCUCCCUCUAGUCUCUUCCUAGUAAACUCUCCUUUCCCUCUUCAUGCCAUCAAGGCAUGAUCCAUGCAAGACUGCAUGAAACUCAAUGCAUGUCAUGCCAGCAUAGAUAUGGCAAAAACCAUACCACUGAAGUUUGGAUCCUGCAACUUAUGAACCAAAGUUCCAUAAAAAUAUUAAAAAAGUUCUCCCAUUGUAUAACAUUAUACAAUUGCAAUCCUGAAUUAACAUUGAAUGCAACGAUCUCAUUUAAAAAAAGAAAAUUUGGUGCACAAAUAAGUAUAUAAAGCACGAAUAUUUUGCAAUCUACACGAAGAUCUAAGUACCUAACUUGACUAUAAGAGAAAAGAAUAUAUUGUAUACUGCCAACUUUGAUGCUAACAAGAUCUUUUGACCUCAUUAAGGUGAUCAAAAGGCAAAAGCAUGAACUCCAACAUAAAAACUCAGGCUUUACCAAAUAAAAAUUAUCAACAUUCAAAAUAUAAGUGUAUUUUGGGUAUAGAUUAUUAUCAUUAAGUAGUUGAAAUCACUACAAAGAAAAAUUAACAAUCUAAAUAGAAAU